Elephantulus edwardii (Cape elephant shrew) is the source of this 3912-nucleotide messenger RNA. Its product is annotated as protein LAP2-like. Gene Ontology annotation, cellular component: postsynaptic membrane; postsynaptic density; adherens junction. The transcript is spliced from 26 exons. Gene Ontology annotation, biological process: neurotransmitter receptor transport postsynaptic membrane to endosome; neurotransmitter receptor transport, endosome to postsynaptic membrane. Lineage: Eukaryota; Metazoa; Chordata; Mammalia; Macroscelidea; Macroscelididae. Gene Ontology annotation, molecular function: protein binding. The coding region runs from base 58 to 3912 and encodes 1284 amino acids. The record is from RefSeq and is a predicted model, not a curated record.
AAUGUUGGCUCAACUAAGAAAUACCAGCAAGAUAAAUUCAGCCCUGUGUGUCUAAAAAUGACUACAAAACGAAGUUUGUUUGUGCGGCUGGUACCAUGUCGUUGUCUACGAGGGGAAGAGGAAACAGUAACUACUCUGGAUUAUUCUCAUUGCAGUUUGGAACAGGUUCCCAAAGAAAUUUUUACUUAUGAAAAAACCUUGGAGGAGCUCUAUUUAGAUGCUAAUCAGAUCGAAGAGCUUCCAAAGCAACUUUUUAACUGUCAGUCUCUACAAAAACUGAGUUUGCCAGAUAAUGAUUUAACAACAUUACCAGCAUCCAUUGCAAAUCUCAUUAAUCUCAGGGAACUGGAUGUCAGCAAAAAUGGAAUACAAGAGUUUCCAGAAAAUAUAAAAAAUUGUAAAGUCUUGACAGUUGUGGAAGCCAGUGUAAAUCCUAUUUCCAAGCUUCCUGAUGGAUUUUCUCAGCUAUUAAACCUAACACAGUUGUAUCUCAACGAUGCUUUCCUUGAGUUCUUACCAGCUAAUUUUGGCAGAUUAACUAAAUUACAAAUAUUAGAACUUAGAGAAAACCAGUUGAAAAUGUUGCCAAAAACUAUGAAUAGACUGACUCAGCUGGAAAGACUGGAUUUGGGAAGUAAUGAAUUCACAGAAGUGCCUGAAGUACUUGAACAACUAAGUGGAUUAAAAGAAUUUUGGAUGGAUGGUAAUAGACUGACUUUUAUUCCAGGGUUUAUUGGUAGUUUGAAACAGCUCACAUACUUGGAUGUUUCUAAAAAUAAUAUUGAAAUGGUUGAAGAAGGAAUUUCAGCAUGUGAAAAUCUUCAGGACCUCCUGUUAUCAAGCAACUCACUUCAACAGCUGCCUGAAAGCAUUGGUUCAUUGAAGAAUGUAACAACUCUUAAAAUAGAUGAAAACCAAUUAAUGUACCUCCCAGAUUCUAUAGGAGGGUUAACAUCAGUAGAAGAACUGGAUUGUAGUUUCAAUGAAGUUGAAGCUUUGCCUUCAUCUAUUGGGCAGCUUAAUAAUAUGAGAACUUUUGCUGCAGAUCAUAAUUAUUUACAACAGCUACCACCAGAGAUUGGAAGUUGGAAAAACAUAACCGUGCUAUUUCUUCAUUCUAAUAAACUUGAGACACUUCCAGAAGAAAUGGGUGACAUGCAGAAAUUAAAAGUCAUUAAUUUAAGUGAUAAUAGAUUGAAGAACUUGCCCUUUAGCUUUACAAAGUUACAGCAGUUGACUGCUAUGUGGCUCUCUGAUAAUCAGUCCAAACCCCUGAUACCUCUUCAAAAAGAGACUGAUUCUGAGACCCAGAAAAUGGUGCUUACUAACUACAUGUUCCCUCAGCAACCAAGGACUGAAGAUGUUACGUUUAUAUCAGAUAAUGAAAGUUUUAACCCUUCAUUGUGGGAGGAACAGAGGAAACAGCGGGCUCAAGUGGCAUUUGAAUGUGAUGAAGACAAAGAUGAAAGGGAAGCACCUCCCAGGGAAGGAAAUUUAAAGAGAUAUCCAACACCAUAUCCAGAUGAGCUUAAGAAUAUGGUCAAAACAGUUCAAACCAUUGUACAUAGGAUGAAGGAUGAAGAAACCAGUGAAGAUUCUGGAAAAGAUAAGAAACUACAUGAAGAUCAGCAAGUUAUAAAUAAAGAUAUUUCAGAAAGUACAAGUCCAGUAAAAAAUAAAGCUGAUGAAAGAGAAAAAUGUGUGAUAGGCAACUCUAUACAGAAGAUCAGUGAACUUGAAGCUGAGAUCAGCCCUGUGACUGCACAUAAGAAAGUUUCUGAGAACUUGAAGCAUAUUGGUGACCACAGUGAUGUUUUUGAGGAAUCUGAAGAACUUUCUUCUGAUGAAGAAAUGAAAAUGGCAGAGAUGCGACCACCAUUAAUUGAAACCUCUAUUAACCAACCUAAAGUGGUGGCACUUAGUAAUAACAAAAAAGAUGAUACGAAGGAUACAGAUUCUUUAUCAGAUGAAGCUACACACAAUAGCAAUCAUAAUAACAGCAACUGUUCUUCCCCAUCCCGGAUGUCUGAUUCAGUGUCUCUUAAUACUGAUAGUAGUCAAGACACCUCACUCUGCUCUCCAGUCAAAGAAACACAUAUUAAUUCCAAAAUCAGGCAAGAAGAUGAAAAUUUUAAUAGCCUUCUGCAGAAUGGAGAUAUUUUGAACAGUUCAACAGAACAGAAAUUCAGAGUUCAUGAUGAAAAAGAUCUUAACCACCCUGAAUAUGAUAUGAAUAUUGAAGAGCAGCUAGUUCUAAUUGAGAAUGUUGACACAACAACCGCAUCUGAUGAAUCCCACAAAUUAGACCAUAUCAAUAUGAAUCUCAAGAAACUUGUAAUUAAUGAUAUAUUUCAACCAGAUAGAGCAGAAAGAUCAAAGACACAUGAUAUAGUUCUUGGAAUGGACUUCUUAAACAUAAAUGCAGAAGGAGAGGCUGAGCCCUUGGAAAAUGGAAAUAAAUAUCCUAAUCCAGAAUCCCUAAGUAAGGUAAAUGGACACUCUGCAGAAGCACCACAGUCUGCUGGGAGUGCUGAACGAUUAGACACAGAUUCUUCUAUUGACAUGGGUAUUUCCAAAAGCACUGAAGAUAUCUCCCCCCAAAGAAGUGGACCAGUUGGAUCUGUUGUGAAAUCUCAUAGCAUAACUAAUAUGGAGACUGGAAGAUUAAAAAUCUAUGACAUUCUUAGUGAAAAUGGACCCCAGCAGCCAAGUGCAACAGUUAAAGUAACAUCUGGUAUUGAUGGAAAAAAUAUAGUCAGAAGUAAGUCAGCCACACUUUUAUAUGACCAGCCAUUGCAAGUAUUUACCGGUUCCUCUUCAUCAUCUGAUUUAGUAUUAGGUGCAAAGACAAUUUUCAAGUUUGAUUCAAAUCAUAAUCCUGAAGAGCCAAAUAUAAUAAGAGGUCCUAUAACAUGUGGCCCACAAUCUCAAAUAUAUGGUCCUCCACAAUAUGAUAUCCAAUACAGUAGUUGUAAUAGCAGUCCAGCAGGCAAAGAUACUUUGUGGCACUCCAAACAAAAUCCCCAACUAGAUCAUGUCAGCUUGCCUCAGCGCAUUGCUAGAUCAGAGAGCAUGGAAAGCCACAAUUAUGCUAAACAUUCUGCAAAUAUGAAUUUUUCUAAUCAUAAUAAUGUUCGAGCUAAUACUUCAUAUCAUUUGCAUCAGAAACUUGGCCCAGCAAGACGUGGUGAAGUGUGGGCUAUCUCUCCAAAUGAUCGACUCAAUCCUGGAAUAACUCGACCUACGAUUCAAUUAUAUCACUGUGCUAUAAAUAAGCAGAGCAUGCUGUCAAGGUCCUUUAAUUCCAAUUUCACUGCUGUAAGCAGCUUUCACUAUGGCAGCUCUAGGGAUCUGCAUGGCAGCCAGGGCAGUCUUGCCUUGAGUGUUGCAGACGGAAGAGGUUCUGGUGGGCACAUUUUUCGAAUGCCUUUGAGUAAUGGACAGAUGGGCCAGCCUCUUGGGCCUCAUCAGGCAAAUUACAGUCAAAUACAUCAUCCCCCUCCUCAGACAUCUGUGGCAAGGCAUCCCUCUAGAGAACAACUAAUUGAUUACUUGAUGCUGAAAGUGGCCCACCAGCCUCCAUAUACACAGCCCCACUGUUCUCCUAGACAAGGCCAUGAACUGGCAAAGCAAGAGAUUCGAGUGAGGAUUGAAAAGGAUCCAGAACUUGGAUUUAGCAUAUCAGGAGGCGUCGGAGGGAGAGGAAACCCGUUCAGACCUGAUGAUGAUGGUAUAUUUGUGACAAGAGUACAACCUGAAGGACCAGCUUCAAAAUUAUUGCAACCAGGUGAUAAAAUUAUUCAGGCUAAUGGCUACAGUUUUAUCAAUAUUGAACAUGGACAAGCAGUGUCCCUGCUGAAAACUUUCCAGAACACAGUAGAACUCUUCAUUGUACGAGAGGUUUCCUCAUAA